Molecule: messenger RNA, 2143 nt
Organism: Myxocyprinus asiaticus (Chinese sucker)
Lineage: Eukaryota; Metazoa; Chordata; Actinopteri; Cypriniformes; Catostomidae
Product: coiled-coil domain-containing protein 170-like
Exons: 10
Coding region: 22-2133 (703 amino acids)
Source: RefSeq, a predicted model, not a curated record
UUGAUUGACAGCUUUUUUGCAAUGGAGGACUCUGUGAUCCAACAACACCUAGCACACUAUAAACAGGCCACAGAGACGGCCCGUGAGGAACUCGCCGCCCUGCAAGCCAAAUAUCAGAGUCUGCAAUCACAGUUUUCAGACGCCCAAUCAAAGGUUGCAUAUCAGGAGGAGACUAUAAAGAAUUUAAGGGAUGCUAUUGAGAGACAUAAAGAGAAGGAGGCGAGACAGGAGUCUCUCCUGAGCUCUCUCAGAGAACGCAGCUACAACACAGAGCAAGAGAUGGUGUCCAUCACCUCCUCCAAAAGCAUCAUGGACAUGAGAAUACAGACUCUGACAAAGGAGAAUGAGGAGAUGAAGGCGAGAGUGAUGGAACUUGACAUGAAGUCAAAACAGCUUUUAAGUGAAUGUAACAAGGCAAAACAGGAAUUCACUGAGAUCCAGAGGAGAUCUGAUGACUUUAUAUCAACAUUGGCAAGCAAAGUCUCUGUAAAUUUAGCAGGAAAGACAGAUCCUAUGGACUGCAUUGUGUCCAUGGUGGAUUCAUGCUGUAAGGACAGAGAACGACUGAAGAAAUGCAUUUGUGUUCUAGAAGAACGUGUGAAAUCCUAUGAAGUGGAGUGUAAAGCCAGUAGAGAAACAGUAAAGCGAUUGGCAACUGAUGUUGACCAUCAGCAAACAAUCUCAAUCUCUCGAUCAAAUGAGCUGAACUCAAUCAGAAAGGACUUGGACAUUAUCUCCCUGAAGAAACUCAGUUUGGAGAGGGAGAACCAGGCCCUUCAAACCUCCCUGCAGGAGACUGAACUGUCCCUCACAUCAGCACAGCAGCGGUGCAGUCACUAUGAGAAUCUCUGUCAGGACCUUGACAAUAAACUCCGCACAUUCCAGAAUGAAGCUCAGGUGUCUCACAGUCACCAUGACUCCUUCAUGAAAGAGGUGGAAGCUCUGUUUGAUGAUCUACCUUCUCAACCCACAGAGGAGCACAUACUGAAGGCACUCGCUGCCAUUUGUAGCCGUGAAAAAAGUGUAAGAGAGUCACAGUUAGAGAUGGAAGGCAGGCUGGUAGAGCUGACAGAGAUGUUGUCCAGACACAAAGAGCAUCAGAGCUGCUCAGAACAGAGAGAACAGAAACUCCUGGAGAGAAUACAGAGUCUGGAGAAUGAACUGCUCACCGCAGGAGUCUGCAAAGAUGGAAUGAGUCAGGACAAACAGCAAUAUAUGCAGUUUCUAGAGCAGCUCUCGGAGAAAUUAAAAGUGGACCACGUUGCUGCAGAUCUGGGCUUUGAUAUGAGACUUGAGGCCAUUCUUACAAGAGCACAGCAGCUGACACGGCAAGAAGGAACUGCUUUACUGGAGACAAAGACUCAAGUUCACAGCCUUCAGAGAAAGCUUAAAGAUCAUAAGGAGCGCUCAGAAAGUAAAGAGCUCCACCUGGAGCUACUGAGGAGAAAGGUUGUCCAGCUGGAAGAGGAGAAGAGGAGCCGGUCAGCUCUGGCGAUGGAGAAGGAUGAUGCUUCUCUGGCCUGUAAGAAGCUCCAGAAACGCGUUGAUCGACUGCAGGCCGAGCUCAGCACCUUACGCUUCUCCAACACCGAGCUGAAGGCCCAGCUGUCCCACACCAAUGAGCUAAAGAUCAAAGUGAUGGAACAAAACCAAACCAUAGAGGAGCAGUGUAAGAAUCUGGGCAAAUUUGAGAAGAACAAGGCAAAGACUGAGAAGAAACUGACCACAAUGAAGUCAGAGCUGCAGAACCAGGAACUCAAGGCCAGAGAUGAGAUCAAUCAAGCACAGAAAGUCCUGCAAACACAGUCAAGUGCCAUCGCAGAGCUCGCCCACACUGAGAAACAGUUGCUGGACUUCCACACUGUGGUGUCUCAGAUGUUGGGGGGUGAUGGCACAUCCUGCGUUCCAAACUAUGAAGUUCUCAGAAGGCUGGAGGUUCUGAUCCAUUCACACCACUGUCACUGUACUGCUUCUCCACACCAACAUCACAAACCUCAAAUCUGGGGAGCGCCAGUUUCCUUUCUAAAUGCUGCACAUCCUCACGAGUUCAAACCUGAGGCUCUGCCACAAACUUCCACUGCAAACUCUGAGAUCCAGGAAGCCCACUGUGCCAAUAAUGAUCUGAGAUGCUAGUAUCUUGGGU